AUGCCACUGAUCAACAAAACCACCUCUGGUCGCCAGGCUGCCGUCUGGAAUGUCGACAAACCUGAUUCUGUCAAACCAGCCGAGUCGGCUAUUCUCCCCAGCGACGGAAGCCACGAAGGCGAGUCAAUCAUUGGCGUGGACGGACGAACAGCCGUUGCCUUGGAAGAUAUUCAAGAUGGUGGCAAAUAUCGAUCCGUCGUCAAGAUCCUUUCCUGCUUCGCAAACAAGGAUACUGGCGAGGAUGUCUGGAUGAUGGGAACAGGGUGGCUCAUUCGACCUGAUCUCCUCAUCACAGCUGGUCAUGUGGUCUACGACUGGGGACAUCGCCUGGGAGCCACCACCCAGAUAAAAUGUUACAUUGGCUACAGAGGCCGCGCGUCAGUCAAGAGCGGCGGCUCUUGCCAAGCCAGAUAUGCUACAACCAUCAUCACCACCGCCGAGUGGCUCCGGUCUGCAGACAACCGUGAUCGCGACGUGGCCUUUAUCCAGGUCAAUGCUCCAUUCACAGGCAAGCUCAACAAUUUCACAUUUAGCGACACAAAGUCUAAAGACACGGCCGAGUUGGGUAUUGUUGGGUACCCUGCCGACAAGUCGCUUGACAACAAGGAAGACGGUGGCGAAAUGUAUGAGCAGUACAAGUCGACUACGUAUGAUAUUAGCAAGAGCUCGCGCCACAUGAUUGAGUACCAGAUUUCGACAUUUGGAGGACAGUCUGGAGCUCCCAUCAUUAGCCGAAAGGGCAAAACCUUGGACGUCAUUGGCACGCACUGCUAUGGCGGCGGCGGCACCGAAAACAACUCUGGCAACUCGAUUGGCGGUGACUGGGGAAAUCCUUACUACAGCUUCAUCAGUCUCCUGACCCUUGACCAUUCCACCUUUGGCACCGCUUCCGACAUAUCACAGGUGGCUGUCUCGGGAACGGGCGGCGGCAAGGAAUCCGAGAGCGCAUCUGCUGAUGGUGAGGAGGGUUUCCUCGACGUUUUCAAGACGGUCGCGCGCAUUGGCUCUUCGGUCGCACCUCUGGCUGGUGGUCUUCUCGGCCCUGCCGGAGGUAUCAUCGGCACCGUUGCCGGAGGUAUUCUGGGCUCCUUGUCCGAGGCCACGGCCGCCGCGACAGAGAGCGAGUUGGCGGACAACGGCGCUGCGGAGCGUGCCCUCCUUGCCGAAGCCUGUCUCGGAGCCGUUCUGCGGCUUCCCAAGGAUCAUCCCAUCGCCAAGAAGAUCAUCGGCCACAUGACUCGCAACUACAAUCUUCACGCCCCCAACAUCGACGCCAUCGCAGCUGCCAUUACCCCUGCCGUCACCGGGGCUGCCGUGGACAUUACCUCUGAUCGCUACAGCCAGGUCCUCAAGCAGGGCGUUCCGACUGGUCGGGAGCCGCUUCUUCCCGCGAAGCCCCUUGGCGUUACCGCUCCCGAGAGUGCCUUUGGCGAAGGCAGCGGCUUCGUGGAGGGCCUGUUUGGGCCUACCCGACCCGUCCCUGGAGCAGAGGGAUUCUUUGACUGGGUCGGCCCGGUGCUCAAUACCGCCGUCAGCGUUGCCACGCCCAUCGUCUCCUCGGCCGCCAAGACGGUCAUCACCGACGUUGCGCCCAAGCUCCUCAACCAGGUUGUCGGCUCCCUCGUGGGCGGAGCAGGAGGGCCUCCAGCUCGCGGCACCGAGUCGGCCGACGUUACCGAGGGGAUCCUCGCCCAGCCCGUCCUGCUUUCCCAGAAAACCCCCCAGGUGCGCCUGCUGCUGAAGCGUGCUCUCGUCGCCGACGCUGCUCUGCAGGCCCUCCAGUCUUUGCCGGCAGACCAGCUCAAGGGCCUCAAGGUGAUGCCAGCAACUCCGGGCGGUCAGACAGAGGGCUUCUUUGACAGCAUCAAGAGCGCGGUACAAAAGAUGGGCCCCUCGGUGCUCAGCACGGCCAAGGCGGCUGCCAAGACCAUUGCGCCAGUGCUCAUCCAAGCAGCCGCCAACAAGGCUAGCGAUCUUAUUGGCGUCCCUUCUGAGUCGACAACUGUUCCCAACGGGCAGGAUGCUCCCGCCGGCCUCGUCAAGCAGCAAUCGGUGCUUGACGGUUUGCUCGACGGCGUUUCAGCAGCAACCGAGGUGAGUCCACGCAGCAACCCCGUCCAUGUCAUGAUGGCGAUGAAGUCGCAUGCCGCCGCCGAGGAGGAACCUCUAAACCUCGGCGCUGAGCUUAAGAGGCGCGAGCGGGAAUGGGUCCCGUCUGAGCAACCACGCAAGGAGUGGGACGAUAACGACGACCUCCCUCGGGUGUUCAAGGGGACGCCGCCGGCGGACCCCUGA
Ustilaginoidea virens is the source of this 2295-nucleotide messenger RNA. RefSeq lists its product as uncharacterized. The record is from RefSeq and is a predicted model, not a curated record. Bases 1 to 2295 code for a protein of 764 amino acids. The transcript has 3 exons. NCBI's taxonomy places the organism in Eukaryota, Fungi, Ascomycota, Sordariomycetes, Hypocreales, Clavicipitaceae.